This is a messenger RNA of Iphiclides podalirius (scarce swallowtail), 843 nucleotides long. NCBI's taxonomy places the organism in Eukaryota, Metazoa, Arthropoda, Insecta, Lepidoptera, Papilionidae. The record is from the annotation of a GenBank genome assembly.
AUGUCAUUCCCAAAGAUUGAAAUCGAUUCGGAGAGCGAAACCACGUCGUACAAACGCGACAGUCGUUAUAAUUGGAACUCCGAGAACACCAUGAAACUAAUCGACACUAUGGAAAAGGAUUGUAAGGAAUUGUGGGACGUAAAACAUCCGUUGAAUAAGGAUCGAGUGGCGCGGCAGGCGAAAAUGGAGUUUUUGGCGAACGUUUUCGGCACGACCGCCGAAGAGAUAAGUAGGAAAAUACACAAUCUGAGGACGCAGUUUAAUAACGAGCUGAGGAAGAUAAAGAGGAGGUGGGGGAAUGAAGGCGGCGUGGUGGCGGGGAGCAGCGGCUGGGAGUACUUCGACGCGUUGACGUUUUUGCUCCGCGCGCCCCCUGACCCGCUCGAUUCUGUCGACGCUGUCAAUCUUGCGCUGGCAGAGUUCCAAGCGGACGAAGAGGUGGAGUUCGGCAUCGCGGCCCGCGCUAACCUAAACAAAGCCACCGCCACCACCACUACCACCACCAGCACCAGCAGCACCACUACCACCACUACGACCGCCACCAUAACCAAUGGCAACGCGAACAACAGCUCGCCCACACGGAGGGUGAAGCCCCCGAUCCGCGUGGCCGCAUCAGCGCCACCGCCCCUACCCCCCAGCGCACACCCGAUGAUGUGGCCCGAGGAGCCAUUGCCACGGCUGCGGCCAGGUGUCAACGCCGAUGAGUGCCAGAUAUUCGGUGACUUCGUUGCGUCAGAAUUGCGCACACUGCGCUCUGACGAGUCGCGGAAGAAGCUGAAGCGCUUGAUCCAGAAGGCGAUCCUGCAGGUCGGCGAGGAAGAGGAUGUGAACAUAAUAAGUGGA